UGUUGUAUAAUUAUUGAAUUUAAACAGGAAAUGAUCGACAGACUCCAGGAGCUAAAAGAGAAGGCUGCCCAACUAAGUAUAGAGCCUCUCAAACAUGAAGAUGACCUACCUGACGAUGCUAUAGAGAAAGACAGAGAGCUAGUUAAGGAUUUCCUGCCUACCACUAAGAAGGUCAUUAUUAAGCUUAAAGAAAUGGAGGCAAGCAACAAAACUAUUAUUGAACUGAAGAGAAAACAAGUGCAGGAGGUCAGAGGUGAAAAAGAAAAAGAAAAUAGUGAAGAAUUAUCAGUUUGAGUCAGAGAAAACCAGACUCACCAGAAAUAUAUUAAGGAAUUUUUGGAUAAUAUGCGACUUCAAGUAGCUGAUGCUAGGAAAAAUUUCCCCGAUGAACCAGAAUGAAGAGUUUUAGUGGGAAUUUACUCUGCUCUGAUGAUCAGGUUUAGAGAGGUGCUUCGACAAUUCCAAGAAUCACAAUUAGAGUAUAAGAAUGCUACUCAAGAUAAAAUUAAAAGGCAAAUUGCCAUUGUGAAGCCUGAAGCUGAUGAAGAGGAAAUACGAGAGCUGAUGGAAGACCCAGAUGCUACCUCAAAAUUAUUGAAUGAGCAGAUAGUUGGAACUGCUCAUGCAAAAGUUAGAAAUGCAGUAGAUGAUAUUGACAGAAAAUACCAAGAUAUAUUGAAGCUUGAAAAAGGAGUAGAAGAGGUUUACCAAUUAUUCCUUGACUUGGGCACUCUUAUUUCUGCUCAAGGUGAAAUGCUCGAUUCCAUUCUGACAAAUAUGGAAGAGGCAAGAGACUAUAUUAAGGAAGGAAAUAAAAGGCUUGGGAAUGCUCAAAAGAUUCACAAAAAGACAAGAAGUAAAAUGUGCUGCAUUCUUCUGAUUGUCGUCAUACUUUUGGUGGCUACUCUAGUCCUGGUUGGUGGAGUUAGUAUUGGUGUGGCUGCUUAAUACAC
Moneuplotes crassus is the source of this 953-nucleotide messenger RNA. Lineage: Eukaryota; Ciliophora; Spirotrichea; Euplotida; Euplotidae. The record is from the annotation of a GenBank genome assembly.